GCGCAGCCCUGCUGAAUCCACAUCCGGGUCCUGCGCUGCUGCUGGUGUGCAGAGAUUCGGUCCCGAACACAGCGGACCAAAACAGCGGUCAAACCGACACUUUCCACUUUCCAUUGAUAUUCAGGACGCAGAAUAAAUGGGAAUGAUGCAUCCCUGGUUUAAACAGAUAAGGGUGAUCCUCUCGUUCACAGACUGAAUGCAGAGCAAAACAAUCCGCCAGCCUGUCUCUCUCUCACCACCGACGCGCUCAGUUUAUAUCUCUCUCUUUCUUUUCGUCCUUUUCUUUUAUCUGUUUUUUACCUCCUCCACUACAAAACUCUCCAGGACUUAUUUUUAGGGGAUUCCUAAGCAGCAGAGAUGGGUGCAUUUCUCGAUAAGCCAAAGAUGGAGAAACAUAACGCACAUGGGGAUGGCAACGGCCUGCGCUACGGCUUGAGCAGCAUGCAAGGCUGGCGUGUAGAGAUGGAGGAUGCGCAUACCGCUGUCAUCGGUCUGCCCAAUGGCCUGGACCCCUGGUCGUUCUUUGCUGUUUAUGACGGGCAUGCGGGAUCGCAGGUCGCACGUUACUGCUGCGAGCACCUCCUGGAGCACAUCACCAGCAACCCUGACUUCCAGGGUGGAGGCGGAGGAGGGGGUCCAGCCAUGGAGCCCAGCGUGGACAGCGUGAAAUCCGGAAUCCGUACGGGUUUCCUGCAGAUCGAUGAUCACAUGCGGCAGAUCUCGGAGAAGAAGCACGGUGGCUCCGACCGCAGUGGCUCGACGGCCGUCGGUGUGAUGAUCUCACCCCGCCACAUCUAUUUUAUCAACUGCGGAGAUUCGCGGGGGUUGCUGAGUCGCGGAGGGGCUGUGCACUUCUUCACACAGGACCACAAACCCAGCAACCCCCUGGAGAAGGAGAGGAUCCAGAACGCUGGAGGAUCUGUGAUGAUUCAACGUGUCAAUGGGUCCCUGGCGGUGUCCAGGGCUCUGGGGGACUUUGACUAUAAGUGUGUUCAUGGUAAGGGUCCCACGGAGCAGCUGGUGUCGCCGGAGCCUGAGGUGUAUGCUAUCGAGCGGUCGGAGGCGGAGGAUGAGUUUAUUGUUCUUGCUUGCGAUGGGAUCUGGGAUGUGAUGGCCAAUGAGGAGCUGUGCGAUUUUGUUCGUUCACGACUUGAGGUGACUGACGAUCUGGAGAGGGUCUGCAAUGAAAUUGUAGAUACCUGUUUGUACAAGGGAAGUCGUGACAACAUGAGUGUUGUGUUGGUGUGUUUCGUCAGUGCACCGAAGGUUUCCCCUGAAGCUGUCAAAAGGGAAGCGGAGCUUGAUAAAUACCUAGAGGGCCGAGUAGAAGAGAUCCUGAAGAGGCAGGGGGACGAAGGUGUGCCUGACCUGGUACAUGUGAUGCGCACAUUAGCAUCUGAGAGCAUCCCCAACCUACCACCUGGAGGAGAGCUGGCCAGCAAGCGGAGUGUAAUUGAAGCAGUAUACAACAAACUUAACCCAUACAGGAACGAGGAUACAAGACUUGACUGAUAGUGUUGAAGAACUGACUGAAAAUCAGGACUCUGCAUCCACGGAUGACAUGUGGUAGCCCCGCCACUUUAAACACUGCACAGAGUUUACAACCCUCCAGAACCCUGCACAACAACCUUUCCUACAGGACCCGGCACCAGAAACCUGCACAAGAACCCUCAACUACUACAGGACCUGCACAAGAACCCUACCACAGCCCAGCUCAGCCACUCUGGACUGUUCGGAGGAAGCGGAGGAGGAAGAGGAAGGGAAUGAGGGCUCCCUCCCCUUGUUCACAUAAUGUUCCCUCUCAGUGCAAGGCAAUGGUACCUUCUGGAAAUUUUCUGCAUACUCUUUUGUCCUGAAUCACUCUCUUCCCAAAACCUUUUAUCCUUAACAUCACCCUCUUACAAAAUCCAACACUUUUUUUUUUUUUUUUUCCCAUUUAAAUAAUUUUUUUUUUUUUUGGUGUAAUUAAUUUGAUUCACAUUUCCUUGUGUGUUUGUAUAUUUCAGCUUUUAUUUCUGUGAAGUGCAAUUGUCUUGUACAAAGAAAAAGCCUGUAUCAAAUGCAGCUUGAGUUUUAAGUUUAUAAAAAAAAAAAAAAAGGCACACCUUUAUGCCCUGCCUGCUUUUGUUUCCUCUCCAACCGCUGAAGCCCAACACAUCUGCCUCUCAUCUGCCUCCCCAUUUUCUUUUCUUUCAAUUGAUGUCUGUCUGUCUUUCUUUUUCUUUCUUUUUUUUAAAAAACAACAAAAUAUAACUUUUUGUAUUGUUACUUUUUAAGUGAAACGGGUAAAUGACAUGGGCUCACAGCACAGUACAGUAAGCUUUUUUGUAAAUCUCACAGCACAGAUGACAGUAAUCAUUAUGUUCUCUCAGUACUACUGUUUUUUCUUUUUUCUGGUGGGGUGGGUCUUUUAUUUUUACCCCUUAUUUUUCUGAGGAAACUGCUUUAACUUACUUAAACUAAGCUGAAAUUGUGUGCAUGUUUGUGUGUGUGAGAAUGAGUGCCUCAGAUGAGAAAUCAGUGAUUUGUGUUUGUGUGUAUGUACUUCCAUGGUGCAAGGUGUGUGUGUGUGUGUCUGUUACCUGACGGGCUAAAACUGAUUCUCUUUUUUUAUCAUCAACACUAGAACUCUUCUCUACAGUGUUCUGCACUACCGCAGCUCUUGAUUUUUAGUUUAAGUUGGCCUGGGAGCAUCUUAGAGGUUCUCCUGGACUUGCUGGAAAUAAGGCAAUUGUUAAUAAGCACUCAGAACUGAGACAGGCCGUCUUAAGUGAGCGUAUGUGUUUGGUUUUCAAUGCAUAUUGUAUGAAUGGAUGUGUGAGAUUGCAUGUUUAUUGUGCUUAAAAUGAUGUGGGUUUUAAUGGGGAUAUUUAGGCUUUUGACACAAACAUAUAAGGCUUUAGUUAUAGCGCUCGCUCACCCAUCUGCACUGCUGAGAGAGUGAUGAGUGAAUUCAAGUUUAACACUCAACUCUCAGAUUUUUCUUCUUAUACCAUUCGCUUCAUCUUGUAUUGAUUUAUAUGUUAUCUGUUUCUUUUUUGCUUUUGUUUUUGGAUGUGUUGAAUUUUUUUUUUUUUUCCUCAAAGAACAAAUCCAGUGUGAUGCAGUGAGCUGGCCUGGUUUUGGGCGGAGCCUACAUGUGUUCCUCUGACCAAUAGGGAGCGCAACAGAUUACUGUUUGCUGCUAAAGUGUGUGAUUGAAUCAUUCGUUCAUUCAUUUGAAUGCUCUUAGUUUCCCCCCCAAUGCUGUAUGUAACAUAAUUCUGAAUUAAUUUAAUUGUUUUGUUUUCAGAGAGAUUGCCGCUUGUUCAUUUGUCCUAUGAUUGUCUGAAACGUGACAUGAUAAAAUCAAAACCCCUGCGUCCUUACCUCCUUACCUCCCCAAACUAAAUCUUUUAUGUAUGGAAUAGAUUAUAUGAACAGGAAUUCCCUUGCGUCUGAUAAAUAUAAGCUAGCUUUUUGUCUAAUCCCGUAUAUUUGCAUACUUAAAAAAGGGUAGGUAAAACGAUCACUUCUUUGAGUCUUUUUCGUGAACCUCACAGGGUGAUUUAAUAAACUUUUAAAACUAAUAUUGUAACAAAAUGACAAUCUAACAGUGUAUAGCUAAUGUAAACGGAAAGAAAUCUCCUUGUAUCCUCUAUGCUUUCGACUUGUGUCGUAACAUGGGCUUAAAGAUCGUUGUGUUUGUGUGUGGAUUGGUGAGCUGUGUGUUUUCCCCAGAGGAAGCUGGAAUAUUGUGUAAUAGGAGGAUUUACGAAAUGAAUCUAAAAUUAACAGGACAUUUUAGGAUGGUCUUAGAGGCCAGGAUGUUUUCAUGUGUCUUUUUAAGCUUUUUUGCAUCCGAAAAGCUGCGUGGAAUCACUUUAGGAAUGUAGACAUGAGGAACGACGACUUUUAAUAGGAUGCUGUUGGUUUGCUUAACCCUUGUUUUGGCUUUAUAAGGACUUUAAACUCUCAUGUGAAAAUUGACAAAUGACGUGACUCUGAGAUGUUUUUGCAAUGCAUUUUGAUGUAUUUAUGCAGUUUUGAAAUCCAUAAAUUGCUAUUAUAUAGGUUCCCCCUCAUCGUUUGUAAGACGUCCAGAUGGUUUUAGAUGGUCAAAUACUGAAUUUUUAGCUUCAAGAUAGUCAUAAGCACAGGUCCAUUAAGUGUGGAAAGGUUAAUGUCUUACAGUGAAACAUACAAGCCCAGUUAUAGGUGAUAGAGAUGUUUAUGAAUGUGUUUUUACUACGUUAUGUCUUGUCACUCAAGUUGACGAGGGCAUUUCGCAAGGAAUUUAAGUGACUCAUGAACAGUUGCAUUUGUUAAUUGCGCAUAGACUCGCUUUCUUUUGAUAAAUAUACCACAAACAGAUUUAUGCCCCGUAUUUUAGGUUUAUGCUCUGAAAUCCUAUUUCUGUGGUCGCUAGCUCUGUAGUGUUUGCUUGGUAGCUCAUUUUAGAUGAUUUAUCCGGACCUGCCUUCUAAUGUAUAAACCAAGUGAUUAAUGCAGCCUUAAUGCCUCCUGCAAAACCCCACCCUCAAACCUUUGGGCUUUACUCUGAUAUUACAGAGCUCUCUACACAAACACACCACAAUUUUGUGCUAAAGGGAACUAAAUUUCUAGCACGGUGUGUAAUCCAGUGGUUCGGCCUCACACAUUCUUAUAGACACACGUAUGGUAUUUUACUCUUGUGAAAUUCCACCUCCUACCCCAACAGGAUUAUUUUUGCUGAUUUCAGUCAUCUGCUGUCCUCAUAAGCUAAGCUAUUUUUGUUAAAUAAUUGAUAUGUAUAUUUGUAUUCAUUUAUAAAUAUGUACACAAAAUGAAGUGAGUAAUCAAGGAUAAUCUCUCCUCCCUGUAACCCACUGUGACCCACUGGUCAUCCUCUAACUGUUCCACUGUCCAUUUUUGUUGUUUUAAUCUUUUCAGACUGGAAAUAAACCUAUUUUAUUUGAAAA
This is a messenger RNA of Ctenopharyngodon idella (grass carp), 4940 nucleotides long. It is a transcript of the gene ppm1aa, whose product is annotated as protein phosphatase, Mg2+/Mn2+ dependent, 1Aa. Bases 358 to 1512 code for a protein of 384 amino acids. Gene Ontology annotation, molecular function: protein serine/threonine phosphatase activity; manganese ion binding; magnesium ion binding. The transcript has 7 exons. The record is from RefSeq and is a predicted model, not a curated record. NCBI's taxonomy places the organism in Eukaryota, Metazoa, Chordata, Actinopteri, Cypriniformes, Xenocyprididae. Gene Ontology annotation, cellular component: nucleus; cytosol. Gene Ontology annotation, biological process: protein dephosphorylation; positive regulation of canonical Wnt signaling pathway; positive regulation of canonical NF-kappaB signal transduction.